UUCUCUCCUAAACGAACCGCUGAGCGGCCGUAUACCAACGACUCGCCACCAUGGGUCGUAUGCACAGCAGCGGCAAGGGCAAGUCGUCCUCUGCCAUUCCUUACAAGAGGUCGCCGCCCUCAUGGUGCAAGACCACCUCUUCUGAGGUGCAGGACAUGAUUUGCAAGUUUGCCAGGAAGGGCAUGACCCCCUCGCAAAUCGGCAUUGUCCUGCGUGACCAGCACGGCGUGCCCCUGGUCACCAGCGUGACCGGCAGCAAGGUUCUGAGGAUCCUGAAGGGUGCCGGUCUGGCCCCUGAGAUUCCCGAGGACCUGUACUUCCUGAUUAAGAAGGCUGUGUCUAUCCGCAAGCACCUGGAGCGCAACCGGAAGGACAAGGACGGCAAGUUCCGCCUCAUUCUGGUGGAGAGCCGCAUCCACCGCCUGGCUCGCUACUACAAGCGCGUCCGCAAGCUGCCCCCCAACUGGAAGUACGAGUCCUCAACUGCCUCGACCCUGGUGGCCUAAACACCGGGACUUCCAAGCAAGGCAGUGGCCGCCUGCUUCGGCUGGUGGUAACUGGUGGUUGUGUGGUUCUGAUGGAGCGCUACGCUCUCCGGCAGGGUUUGUAACGCUUACGGAGGAUGACGAUAUUAUUUUGCUUCGUAUUGCACGCAUGACAGCACGUGUAGCCGUCUACAACAGUACAGCACCCAUUAGGUCAACGGGAGCAUAUACGGGAC
This is a messenger RNA of Astrephomene gubernaculifera, 721 nucleotides long. The record is from the annotation of a GenBank genome assembly. Lineage: Eukaryota; Viridiplantae; Chlorophyta; Chlorophyceae; Chlamydomonadales; Astrephomenaceae.